AUGCGAUUCAAGUGCGCAGCCAAAUGGUGGUAUGCGUUGAUCAACAAUCCCAGGUUCGUAGACAAUCAACUCUCCAAUUGCUUGCACAACAAUCAAUCAAUCUUUUUGAAGCGAUUAGUCCCUAAUAAGGACCCGAAUUCUAGCAAGACCGAAUCAGUGUUCUCAGUGCUUACUUUUUGCAAGGAUGCAGAUGGUGGUGCGCAUAGGUUUCUAUUGUCUACGGUGGAGGACAUCAAUGUUCCAGUUUCUAUGAGUGUAAUGAGUGGUGGUGAAGAACUUAGGAUUGUAGGCCAUUGUCAUGGAAUCAUUUGUGUACACGUAGAUAAUUAUAGUAAGGUGUUUUUGUGGAAUCCGGCAAUUCAGGAAUUCAAGCUUCUUCCCUCAGAGAAAUACUUUACGGAUUGGGAGUCCCUAGAUCAGCAGCGUGCCCCGUAUCGACCAUUAAAUAAUCGGCUCGAAUGGGCCAUGGGAUUUGGCUAUGAUCCUAUAUCUAAAGCUUAUAAAGUUGUUAGCAUUAUAUUUUAUGGUUCGCAAAGGCAUGCUCAUACAUUAUAUUCUGUGGUUAUUUAUCCUCUGAGAGUACAAGUGUACACGCUGGGAAGUAGUGAAGAAUCUUCUUCUUGGAGAGAGAUCAAGACUUGCUCUUUGGAAACAGAAACUACUUUCCUUUGGCCUGAAAGUUGUGAUGUUAGUGCAUACUUUGGAAUGUGGCUGAUGGAUGAUGAUUUUGGUGCUUGUGUUUGGACAAAACACGCAGGUUUUGAGCCCACAUCGAUCCCCACAAUGGACCUCAGGGAGGGCGGAUGGGUAUUGGCACUCUGGAAAAGCGAUGAGCUUCUUGUGGUUGACAAAGAUGGAUGCACAAUCUGCUAUAACCUCCGCACCGAUAACCGAAUGUCUCUUCCUACCAAAUUUAUAAACAUGAUGACUAUGCCUGUUGCAAAACUAUAUAGGGAUGUGCAUUAA
Prunus armeniaca (apricot) is the source of this 966-nucleotide messenger RNA. The record is from the annotation of a GenBank genome assembly. NCBI's taxonomy places the organism in Eukaryota, Viridiplantae, Streptophyta, Magnoliopsida, Rosales, Rosaceae.